This is a messenger RNA of Heterobasidion irregulare TC 32-1, 510 nucleotides long. RefSeq lists its product as uncharacterized. Lineage: Eukaryota; Fungi; Basidiomycota; Agaricomycetes; Russulales; Bondarzewiaceae. The transcript is spliced from 4 exons. The record is from RefSeq and is a predicted model, not a curated record. Bases 1 to 510 code for a protein of 169 amino acids.
AUGCAGAAUGCUGUACGAUGGACUAGGCUAUUUUGUAGCCCUAACAGCGUCGAAUAUCUUAAACCUAAUACUAUAUCGAGCAAGCGACGUCAACAUCCAGUCCGCUGGGUGAGGCAAAACCAUACUCUUGGUGAUGUUGUUGAUUCACAGCGAAACAGAGUGUCUCUAAGCUAUAGUAUAACAUGGAUUAUGAGCCAACGUAUAUUGAUCCAUCUACGCGAUGCGGGAGCACCCAAAGAACCACACACCGCUGUGACCCAUCAUCUGCAAUCGUUACAAGACAUCAAUACUGCCAUACGUGCAUAUGCCCUAUCACCGACUAGACCACAACAUGAGCUCCACAGAGCACAGGACCGUCAAGCUGGUGAAGACUUGGCGGAAUUGAACCUUCCAGUGCGGAUUGGGCGCUCGAUCGUCGCGGACGAUAGGAGCCAUCCUGUAGCAACUCCGUUGGACAAAGCGCUAUAUACAUCUCAGAAAGCAAUAUGGGAACAAAGGCAAGAUGUGUGA